This is a messenger RNA of Guillardia theta CCMP2712, 25851 nucleotides long. RefSeq lists its product as hypothetical. NCBI's taxonomy places the organism in Eukaryota, Cryptophyceae, Pyrenomonadales, Geminigeraceae. The transcript has 8 exons. Bases 1 to 25851 code for a protein of 8616 amino acids. The record is from RefSeq and is a predicted model, not a curated record.
AUGACCGACUCAAUGAAAGAUUGUUAUCUUGUUGUAAAGAAUGUAUCAGUGAUCAAAAAUAUUGGAGGACAGAACAAAACCGUCUUUGUAGAGACAAAUGUCACGGAAUGCCCUCAAACUCUAGCACUGAAAAUUCUUACUUUGAAUGGAUCUCCGCUCCAAACACCGGAAUGGAUAAAUAUAUCUAUAGAAGGUAUGAAUGUUUCAUUGCCCUUAUACGGGGUUCGUGGCAAUAUUACAGUUGAAUCAGAUGCAGUCUUGGGUAUCGUAUUGCCUACAGAGUUCAUCAAGCUUCAGAAGGUUGGAGCACUUUUUCCUGGAGCAAAACUUUUGGUCAAUCCGACUUCAGCCGGCGUGUUAGUGAACAUAAGUCUUCAAUUCCAGGCAAGCAUGCAGUUUCAGAUCAAUGAUGAAGUUGGUUUGACCCUUCCUGGAUUCUCGGGAGAUUCAGGAAAUGUUGUGAUUUUGUCUGACUAUGCAGAAACAGGAUAUUUCAACAGUAUGAAACACACACUAAAAUUUUCGAUAAGCAAACCAAUAACUGCUUCCUCUAUUGCCCGCUUCGACAUGGUCACUGGCACGACUUUGAAGUCGCCCGUGGAAGGAAUUAGAAAGGUUCAAGCAGACAUAACCAUCGAAACGAACGCUCUGGAUGGCUCUAUCCUACCAAUUGCUGUAGAAUUCGUACAACCGAUUGGUUCAUUUGUGCUCUGCCAAAUUGACUGGCAAGAUGAGCCAAGGGUUGGUCAGCCUGUUGCCUUUGCAAUCAAAUUCAUACCGCGUAUGCAAAUUCUCGUAGACGAAUAUAUAUUUGUUUCGUUGACAUCCUUCGGGUCUGAUACCAUGACAGUGAAUGCUUACCAAAACUUGCAAUGGAAUCCUGGAAGCAGAUUGCUGAGUAUAAGAGUAGUGAAUCCCUUUAGCAAUAACGAACCGGCGAUCAUCAAUGUUUCAAAGCACCUUGGAAUCAAGUUACCGUACAAUGGCAUUGAAAUCAACUCAAGUUUGAUUAAUUUGUGGACAAAUGCGUCAGAGGGGCCAACAGGUGCAACAAGUGUCGAAGUUUUGCAAGCUAUCGGUAACAUCAAAUCGUCCCUUAAACUUCAUGUUGACAGCUUGAAAGGGUAUGUUAAUUUGAACUUCACUUUUAGUCCAUCCUUCGAUCUCACAAGUAGUGAUUCUCUUUUUAUUGCACUUGGAGGCUUCCUGGGUGACUGCGAGGGUGAUCUGGUCCCUUACCUCGCCUUCGACUCCUCCGUCUUUAACCUCUCCUCUGCUCUCUGCAAUACGACAAAUGUUGCUGUAUCUCUGAGCCUACAGAUAGGAUCCGCCAUCCCCAAGGGCACAUCCAUUUCGUUCAUGGUCAGCAAGUCUGCAGGAAUCCAGCUCCCAGCAGCAGGCCUCACAACCUCGGCAGACUUGGACAAGGUGACUAUCCGAGCGGAUGCCAAGGCAGCGUUAGUGUUCGAGACACCCUUCUUGUGGACAGGCGGCAGCAUCCAACGCGUGGGAACCUUGCAGCAGUCAAGCAUCAGGUUUGAUGGCACAGACUGCUCGAGCAUAGAAUUGUCAAGCAUCAGUCAUUCUUGCAUCCGUGCAGGCAGCAUUGUGAAUGUGAAGGCGUCGUUCACAGCUUCGACACCGUUCCAAGCCAAUGAAUCCUUCACGCUGUGUAUGCCUGGCUUCCGAGGGCCGGAAAAUGUCUCGUACAUCUCUCUGACCAACUCGAGCGUCGCGAUCCGGAACAACAGAGCGCUGUGGGACCCUGCCGGGUGUGAUGGGGCAGCCUCACUAUCGUUCGUGUAUCGCGACAGCAUUGCAGCCAACGUGCGGAGCUGCGUGGCGAUCUCGUCUGACGCCGGCAUCAGACUACCGACACUGGGAGUCAGUUAUGCGACUGGAAUUUCUCUCAUGCCGAAAUCUCCUUCCGUUGAUGUCGUUGCCCCUACAUUCGUACAAAGCGUGCAAAGUGUUGGAAAGUUUAUCGUUUCUUCCAUUUCGUUCGAGAAUCCUCAAGCUGGUGCUCGCUCAAGAAUGAACUUGACUCUUGUUUCAAGUUUGGAUAUCACCGCUGAUGCAUUUUUUCAAUUGAAACUACCUUCAUUCGUGGUUGAAGAUACCUCAUACUCCAUUAAUGGCUUCUCGGCAAUCCACAAUGGCAGUUGGUCUAGCACGAGUAGUCUGCUAUCUUUCUCAUUACCAGCAUCAAGCAAAAAUAGCACUGUUCUAGUUCUAUUCAGAGAGGUCCAGAUUCCAAAUGAGGGAUUGACCAUGCGUACACCUAAAUUAGAAAUAGGAACAAACUUUUCAACUAGUGCGGUAUGCUUUGCCGAGAUCAAUGAUGUUCCGGCGAUAUACCAGACAGGAAACUUUUCGUUGUUUGAGAUUUUGUUCAGCCAUCCGCAGGCACUCUCUCACACCAAUAUUUCCAUUCGAUUUCAGGCUGAGAUGACCAUCUUUCCUGGUUCUAUCAUUCACAUUCUUUUCCCCGGAUUUGUGCAUGAAGAUCGUAGCAUAAACGUGCAAAACACACCUUUCAGUGACAUACAAUGGAUUCAAACAGACUCUACAGUGCAACUGAUAGUUGACAAGAUUAUUGACAGCAUGGAAAUUAUCACUAUGGAUAUUAAUGUAAACUUUUUAAUUCCUGGAAUUGGAGUUCAGAAAUGUGGGGUUUUAGUAUUCAUCAAUGCAACUUCCGGACCCAUUCAGCAUGGAAUCUGUCCUCAGAUUAAUCCGAUUGGCGCUUUCUUGCACACGAACAUGAGCUUUAUACCAGCUGCAGCAGGAAAAGAAGUUGAAAUAGGGCUUCAAUUCAAUGUUCAAAUGAAAAUACGGCCAGGAGAAAGCAUCUUCUUGAAGUUACCAUCCUUCAUGCGUAAUACGCAGAAAUUGAAUGAGACUUAUGGACUGACUUGGAAGCACGUUGGACAAAAUCUAUCAACUAUUGAAGGUCAAUGUAUCCUCGCAUCAUGGAAUAGCAGCUCGUACCUGCUCCGACUUGAAGUCUGUCUUCAGGACAUCCCCGCAAAGGCCGAUGUAGAGAUUGUGAUCCCUAGCUCAUUCGGGCUUCGACUGCCGUCGUUGGGCCUCAUGCAGAAUCAAGAAAGUCUGAUGAUCUCAUGCGAUGCUGAGGCUGGAAAGGUACCGCCGACAUCGAUACAGGAGACUUCUGGGGUUGGAUAUUUCACGAGGACGAGCCUAGGCUUCUUGGAUGCGAACGAUCAAGGAGAGCGUUUCGUGCAAGCAGGCAGGGUCGUGCGACUGGUGCUUGAAGUCGAGAUCGGAAUGAAGCUGUACCCAGAUGACGAGCUCGUACUGGGAUUACCCGGAUUUAUGUUGACAGCUACACCAACCGAUCUCACCAUCAACGCAUCGUCAGGCAAUGAGUCCAGCCCUGCUUUCCAUGUGUCAAUCCAACCUGCAUCCAACGAGGUGGUGUUGACAAGCAUCACGGAGGUCGAAGGAAACACCUUCCUCACCUUUGUCUUCCCUUCGACGUAUGAGAUCAUGCUGCCUCAGACAGGCGUCGCACCGAACCAGCAGGACCUUACUUUAGAAGCGCGCUCUUCCUCACGGCCAGUGGCCCCAACACCCUUCGGUACCGUACAGCCAGUCGGCGCAUUCUUGAAUGCGUCGCUAUCAUUCGACCCGCCUGUUGCAGGAUCGAAGGCAAACCUUUAUCUCAAUUUUACUUGUUCGAUGGAGAUAUUAGCCAACGAGUCGAUCGCAGUAAAGCUUCCUGACUUCUCGAGCGAUCUUUCGAGCAUGAUCUUGCAAGACGCUAUCGAGGGAGUGAUCGCAAACGCAACCUGGGACGGGAGUGCGAACCAGCUCACUCUUGUGUAUCUGAAUCACACCAGGAGGAACCAGGGGUUCAGCUUCGAGAUAUUGCAGAUGUUUGUGCUGCCGACACUAGGAGUGAGGAGGAGCUACAACAACAUCAGCGUGAGCACGGAGGCAAGACUUGGCCCUGUUCAUGAGAGCAGACAAUUUGUCGUCAACUAUUUUUCUGUGGUGUUCAACUCAACUUUGGCAUUUUCCAAUCCCAAAGCUUUACAAGUUUCGAACCUCAGUAUCAGCAUGUCGAUGCAAAUGGAUCUGCAAUACCAAGACAGCAUCGUACUUUAUUUGCCAUACUUCAAUCUCAAUACUGUGAACAUUCCACCGGAAAAUGUGGUGAUCGCCGUCGAACAACUGGAAUCAGUUUAUCCUUUAGCAGUUUUCUGGGAUAAUGCAACAAAUAUGCUCUCUUUGAUGGUGAAUGGCUCAAUUCUAGCUGAAUCCUUUGUUGUCAUCAACGUUAUUAGCACAGUAGAUUGUUACGUAACCCUUCCAUCCUGUGGUGUGUCAACAGGCAGCUCAGGGAUCAAAUUUUCAAUCAAAGCCUUUGAUGGUAUUGUUAUGUGGAAAGCUUUUGAUCAUUUGCUUGGCUACAAUUCCUUUUUACUCGGCUCCACUUCAGUGGACUUCCAUCCAAGAAAAGCUGGAGCCGUAGUUGAUUUGAGCCUUCAGUUCCAAACUUGCUUUUCAAUCAAGGAAGGUGACAGGCUAAAGCUAUACUUACCUGGGUUUACUGGUUCUGAGUUAAGUUUGCUUCAAUUGAGCAAUUACAGCUUGCCUAUAAAGCUGAUCACGUGGAAUCCCCUUGAAUAUUUGCUCUCCAUCAUGCUGGCGGAACAUAUUAACACUUCAAAUGUUGCAAUUGCUCCGUUGAACAUUAGCAUCUCACUUCCCGUUGUAGGAAUCAGAUUGCAAACAGAGAUUCUGAUUGGUCUUGAUUCCAUUGAACCGAUCCAACUGGAGCGAAUCGCUCAUGUACCCUUGAUAGGUUCAUUCACAAAUUCGACGACUCUACGGUUCGGCAGUUCCAGGGCUGGUGAGAGGAGCAGCCUUGAGUUAUCUUUCACGGCACAAACGAACUUAAUCGAAAACGAUUGCAUCUAUUUGCAAACCAAGUUUUCGUGGCUGUACAACGGAAGUGGAUGUAACGUUAGUGAAAUUUGGGAUGUUUACUAUCUGGAAAAUCAAAGUAUGCUACUUCUAUGUCUGCAGAAUUUCACAAUCGCAGCAACCGAUUGGGUCUUCAUGACUCUGCCCAUGACAUGUGGGUUUGUCAUUCCAGCUGAUGGUGUUCGAAGCAGUGACCAAAGGAUUCUCAUUGGUUCGAACGCAACUCUCGGGCCUAUCCAGCCAGAACCAUUCGCUACGGUUGCUCCAAUUGGCGCCUUCAUCCUUUCGGCGUUCAUAUACGUUCCACAAAAUCGAUCGAUUCGCUUGAGGAUGAAACCAGCCAUGACGGUUGUCCCGGGCGAAAGCAUCUAUUUGCUCUUGCCCGUCUUUGAUGGCAAAACGAUCAGUAACAUGACCAUCCCAGGUCAACACUGUCUGCGUGCAUCAUGGAAUAGCAGCUCGUACCUGCUCCGACUUGAAGUCUGUCUUCAGGACAUCCCCGCAAAGGCCGAUGUAGAGAUUGUGAUCCCUAGCUCAUUCGGGCUUCGACUGCCGUCGUUGGGCCUCAUGCAGAAUCAAGAAAGUCUGAUGAUCUCAUGCGAUGCUGAGGCUGGAAAGGUACCGCCGACAUCGAUACAGGAGACUUCUGGGGUUGGAUAUUUCACGAGGACGAGCCUAGGCUUCUUGGAUGCGAACGAUCAAGGAGAGCGUUUCGUGCAAGCAGGCAGGGUCGUGCGACUGGUGCUUGAAGUCGAGAUCGGAAUGAAGCUGUACCCAGAUGACGAGCUCGUACUGGGAUUACCCGGAUUUAUGUUGACAGCUACACCAACCGAUCUCACCAUCAACGCAUCGUCAGGCAAUGAGUCCAGCCCUGCUUUCCAUGUGUCAAUCCAACCUGCAUCCAACGAGGUGGUGUUGACAAGCAUCACGGAGGUCGAAGGAAACACCUUCCUCACCUUUGUCUUCCCUUCGACGUAUGAGAUCAUGCUGCCUCAGACAGGCGUCGCACCGAACCAGCAGGACCUUACUUUAGAAGCGCGCUCUUCCUCACGGCCAGUGGCCCCAACACCCUUCGGUACCGUACAGCCAGUCGGCGCAUUCUUGAAUGCGUCGCUAUCAUUCGACCCGCCUGUUGCAGGAUCGAAGGCAAACCUUUAUCUCAAUUUUACUUGUUCGAUGGAGAUAUUAGCCAACGAGUCGAUCGCAGUAAAGCUUCCUGACUUCUCGAGCGAUCUUUCGAGCAUGAUCUUGCAAGACGCUAUCGAGGGAGUGAUCGCAAACGCAACCUGGGACGGGAGUGCGAACCAGCUCACUCUUGUGUAUCUGAAUCACACCAGGAGGAACCAGGGGUUCAGCUUCGAGAUAUUGCAGAUGUUUGUGCUGCCGACACUAGGGGUGAGGAGGAGCUACAACAACAUCAGCGUGAGCACGGAGGCAAGACUUGGCCCAGCAGUUUCGCGUGAUUUUGUGGAGGGCAUUGGUUACUUGAGCAACAUCUCUCUGAGGGCCGUUCCUCCGAGGGCUGGAUCACGAACGGAUGUUGAAAUUUCGUUUGUCGUUCAUAUGAUGCUCUUACCUGGAGACAUUUUGCAGGUUUCACUUCCAGACUACAUAGUUUCAGGAGUGCAGCAGGUAGUAUUCUCCAGUGGGAACUAUAGUUGGGAACUGUCUCGUGAGGAGGAUUUGAUUCGUUUGCAUCUCAACAGUUCUAUGGGAAUAUAUCCAGAUUCACUUGUAUCAUUUGUCGUGAAUGAGAUGAUAGGUAUUGACCUUGUCGUAAGGAAUGAUACGUUUCCAAAGAUGCUCUUUCCCACUAUUGAAGUGUCAAAAUGUGCAGAUGGCAAAGUGUUGUCGAAGCAAUUUGAUUAUUUUCCCCGCAUAUUUGUCAUUGGAGAUUUCCAGAAUUCGAGUUUGAAUUUUAAUCUAACAGAUGUCAGGGCCAACCAAGCUUGCGAUAUCUGUAUUGAUGUCUUCCCCAUUAUGACGCUUUCAAUUGAUGACCUCGUUGUCGUAAAACUUCCUGGGUUUCAUGGAGAACCAAAUCGCAAUGUGAGCUUCAAUUGCAAACCUCCGGAUCUCAUUCGAAAUAUUUCUUGGGACCCAAUUGCUGAAGAGGUCUCGAUGUUGCUGAAACGAGAAUACUAUGGUAAUAUACAUGCAUGCAUUUUGAAAGAAUCAUUGUUGUACCUUCCACAACGAGGUAUAAGGAUGAAUGAUGAUUCAUACCGUGUGCGCACGAAUGCAAUCGCUGGUCCUGUGAUGGAUAAAGCAAUUCAGUUGGUCGAACCUGUAGGUGCUAUCAAAUAUUCGAGCAUCUCAUUCCGUCAAACCUCAGCAAGUGCUGUAUCUAUCCAAGCGAAUUUGAUUUUCUGGAUGAACCUUUUCGAGCAUAGUUCUCUAGUCCUCUACGCAUAUGACAUGUCACUGUCUGGUGCAAAGGCUUUUAUUGCAGGAGGAGGGUACUCUGAAAGCUCUGUUAACAGUACAUGGAGAACGGACUGUGCAUGUCUGUCUGUUGACAUACCAGAAGCAAUGACUGCUGAAACUAAUGUAUACCUUCGUGUUGAAGGGGACUUCGCGCUCCCAAGCACUGGAAUCUCUAGAGAUGAGCAGGGUUGGAGGGUUGGAGUUCAAUCUGAUGAUGGAAAUAUUCUACCGACCCCAUUCAUCCAUGUUGAGCCAAUCGGACAUGUAGAUGUGGAAAUAUUCAUCAAGAAUGGUUCUUUCACGUUGCAGAGUAUAGAAAUGCAUUUUUAUAUGAAGCUUGAACGUUUCGAAAGGGUUGAUUUGAUAAUCAAGGGAUUUUCAGGAAACUCCACGUAUUGUCAAUACGUCCCUUCACUGCCAGAAAAUGCGUUGUCAACAAUCAUUUGGAACUCUUCUGCUCCACAGAUGACUUUCAUAGCAGAAAAAGACAUACAAGCAGGAACGCUAGUGUCAGUCGAUUUAAGUUCGCUUAGUGUGACAAGUCCUCCACCUGAUUCAAUUGCAGGUUGCUGUCAGAUUUUUUCAUCUGCAGUCGCAGGACCGGUGAACUUCUCACCUGUUCUCGUUACGUUCAGCACAAAGGUCUGGACAGGCACAGCUUUGGGAACCACUAAACCUGUCUUCUCAAGCAGUAGCUCCACUGCAGCCCUUACUUCGGGAACGACCUCUGCAGCAACCUUGUUUGAAAACACGACGACACCGAUAUCAGAAACAGAAAUGCUGGUCACAGGUACAGAGCUUCAAACUACCACACCCUUCAUCUCAAACAGCUCCACUGCAGCCCUUACUUCGGGAACGACCUCUGCAGCAACCUUGUUUGAAAACACGACUACACCGAUAUCAGAAACAGAAAUGCUGGUCACAGGUACAGAGCUUCAAACUACCACACCCUUCAUCUCAAGCAGUAGCUCCACUGCAGCCCUUACUUCGGGAACGACCUCUGCAGCAACCUUGUUUGAAAACACGACUACACCGAUAUCAGCAACAGAAAUGCUGGUCACCGGGACAGAGUCAAAUUUAACCGCACCCUUCAUCUCAAACAGCUCUGUUCCAUCAACAACACCUUCACUGGUUCCUGUUGAUGAAUCAACUGCAGUUCCACGAAUAGAUGUGAUCAUGUCAAAAGAUGGACGAAUAAGCCUCAAGUUGAUCUUUCAGACCAAUGGGAUGAUCGAGAGCAACUCAAAUGCAUCGAUAUACUUCCAAGGUGUUCAGAACCAAUCCUUUCUUCAAAUGACGAUUGAAACAAAUAAUUGUUCUGUGAACAUAUCUGCUAAGUAUGAAGUUCCAUCAAAUGGCUAUUAUUUUGAGUUUCCAUGUAUGACAAGUUCGGGGUCCAAUGUUUCGAUUCGUGUUGCAGAUCUCAGUCUCCUUGCAAGUGGACCGAAUAUAACCCGACUGGGAGCCAGCUUAAUUGCAGAGGUCCAACUCCAAGAUGGCAAAACCACGUCAAAAGAAUACGUCUUCCCUUCAAUAGAUAUUGGAAACAUCAAAUCGUCCCUCAACUUCGGUUCAUCAGCAGCUCUGCUUAUAGAGUUAAUACCGAAUUUUGACAUGCAGAGCUUUGACCUCCUGAGCAUAACUCUUGGGGGCUUCCUGGGUGACUGCGAGGGUGAUCUGGUCCCUUACCUCGCCUUCGACUCCUCCGUCUUUAACCUCUCCUCUGCUCUCUGCAAUACGUCAAAUGUUGCUGUAUCUCUGAGCCUACAGAUAGGAUCCGCCAUCCCCAAGGGCACAUCCAUUUCGUUCAUGGUCAGCAAGUCUGCAGGAAUCCAGCUCCCAGCAGCAGGCCUCACAACCUCGGCAGACUUGGACAAGGUGACUAUCCGAGCGGAUGCCAAGGCAGCGUUAGUGUUCGAGACACCCUUCUUGUGGACAGGCGGCAGCAUCCAACGCGUGGGAACCUUGCAGCAGUCAAGCAUCAGGUUUGAUGGCACAGACUGCUCGAGCAUAGAAUUGUCAAGCAUCAGUCAUUCUUGCAUCCGUGCAGGCAGCAUUGUGAAUGUAAAGGCGUCGUUCACAGCUUCGACACCGUUCCAAGCCAAUGAAUCCUUCACGCUGUGUAUGCCUGGCUUCCGAGGGCCGGAAAAUGUCUCGUACAUCUCUCUGACCAACUCGAGCGUCGCGAUCCGGAACAACAGAGCGCUGUGGGACCCUGCCGGGUGUGAUGGGGCAGCCUCACUAUCGUUCGUGUAUCGCGACAGCAUUGCAGCCAACGUGCGGAGCUGCGUGGCGAUCUCGUCUGACGCCGGCAUCAGACUACCGACACUGGGAGUCAGUUAUGCGACCGGUUUGUACGUGCGGGCUGUUGGUGUAUUGUUGAACCCAGAGUUUACGCAAGUGCAGCAGAUUGGCUUUGUGCAAAAGUUUUAUGUGGAUUUUCAACCUGCAUGGAAGGGCUCGGUGGUGGACGUUCAGAUUGAAAUUGAGGCGGGACCAUGCCUGAAGGCCAACGAUGAAAUCUUCAUUACUUUGCCGCUUGCGGCCACUGAAGCAUCCAGUCUGGUGUGCGAUAAUGUCACCCAAUACUUUUCAAAUUGCUCGAUAAUAAGCCAAGAUUGGGAAUACAACUGUAACAGUCAGAGUGGAGGAGUUCUUGUUCGGCUUGUUGUAUCCCAAAACAUCUCGGGAAAUUUCAGCUUGAGUUAUACGAUACCAGCUUCUUCUGGAAUCCGUUUACUUUCAGAACAGAUUGACGGGUAUUCUAUCAGUUUGCAAAUAGAAUCAAGCAUCUGCGGCCCGAUGUUCUCUGGCAUUUCAAAUGUUUCAUCACUUCUAGGUAACAAUGACUUCUGCGACGUGCAGAUCAGCUUUGUUCCAGCCGCCCUUUACAGGCUAGUUGCAGUGGUUAUCAAUUUUGAUGCGUGUGUUCAAGUAUAUGACGGCGAUACACUUGCAAUUCGGCUGCAGAAUUUCUCGGGAGAUUCCUUCAAUAUCACACUGGAAUCAUCCAUCAAUGUCACAUGGAAUUCGGAGAGUGAAGCAUUACAAAUUGUGUUUCCUCAUCUUUCCUUGGGUGAAAAAAUCAAGGUGGUGACGCCAGCCUCUCUAUAUCUCCCGAAAGAUGGGAUUUCAAGCUUGUCAAAUGGAAUAUAUUUGAACUUCACAUCGGAUAGAAAAACUCUGUCAUUCUUCAGCCAAAUAAAAGUGCAAUUGGUAGGGUCACUCAAAUAUAUUCCUGAGGUGAAAAUGCUACUGUCAGAUAACAAGAUUGCAAUAAGCACGAGUGUCGUUGCUUUGAUGAAUCUCCUACCUCAGGACAAUUUGACAAUCGUACUUCCCAUGUUCGCAGAGGUCUUACAGUGGCCCACCCUUGCGUCAAACAGCAUAUUUUCAAACGUCUUGUGGAGGUCCGAAAAUCAAACACUUACUCUCACUGUUGGCUCAGUCAUAUCAUCUUACACUGUCACAGACAUUGUUGUCAGAUUCAACAACUCCUUUCUGACUUUGCCUCCGAAUGGGCUGGUUCAGGUUUCCAACACCAUUGGUUUGCAGCUGACGUCAGCGUCAGGCUUGUCGUUCGAUUAUUUCCCUCUGACCUUCAGAGGCCUUGGUUUUGAACAAUCGAAGAUCACGUUUUCUCCGCCAAUUGCUGGGAGGCCAACCGGCAUUUCAAUCCGUCUGGUAGCUCAAAGUUUAAUCGCAAAGGGACAAAUGAUAGAAAUAUACUUGGAGGCAUUCACAGGAAGUGACGUGUUUGACCUUCUGGUUACCAGUGACUUUACCGCUCCGAUAUUCUUCUGUUCAUGGAUCAGUCAGGAACGAGCUUUGAAAUGUCCAAUUCAACGAGAUAUCCCAGCGUCAAAUCCAUUCACGAUCCGUUGGCCUGAUUAUGCUGGAGUUGCUUUGCCGGAACAGGGUGUGAACUUCUAUGGGCCAAGAAUGAUCGUGAGUGUAAAUACCGUCAUGGGAUCUAAGAUUUUUCAACAACAAAUCCAAGAUUUCAAUCCUGUUGGUGCAUUGAAAUAUGCAUACAUAGUAAGAAAUGAAACAGACUUCGGCACGUUAUGGAGCUUCGUCUUUAUGGCCUACAUGGAUAUCGAAUCCAAUAGCUCUUUUUCGAUCUAUUCCAGUGGUUAUAAUUCAGGUCUAGACGUUUGCUUCGAUAUGGUUUCUUCGCCUACCAACUUUGUUCAAGAUGGACACAUCAAGAAUUCCACGCUUUCAUUUAAAUCUAUAACCCCAGUUUCAAGGCUGUCAGAGCUCAAAGCCACUCUGUUAGAUCCUCGGGUCUUGGAAUUUCUAGAAGCUGUGCGCAAUGGAAAUCACCUGAUUCUGCUUUCCCUGCUAUCAUCCACUGGCUCUGUUUCUGAUUAUUCCAUGGAAUUUCAAUCAAUUUCGGGUAGGACAAACUCUAGCUCCAGCAUCAAUUCGGCGCAAGUGAGUGUCCGAAUCCAAUAUGAAAAUCCGUAUGCGGAUGAGGGUACAGGAAUUCUAAUCAACCUUGAAACGAACAUUCCUAUUUAUGUCGGGGACGAACUCAACAUUGACUUGUUGGGUUUCGAAGGGUCCAAGGUCUCGAAUUUCAGUGUAGUAAAUGAUGUUGGGGUCGUUCAAUGUGAAGGAUCCUGGAUACAAUAUAGAGAGACCAUCGUCAAUCCUCUCCCUGAGGUGGGAAAUGAGACAUGCUGGCUGAACACUUCGAAGAAUGUGACAUAUGCUGAAUGGCAAAACGUUACCUUGUGGCAACUGCAAUACAAGAUUGUGAAUAUUACGACAUACAAGAAUGUUACGAAUGUACUUGAAUUCGCAGUUUUCAAUCCUGAGGCAGAAGAGUGCGAGAUUGUGUACAAGAAUGAAUCUGUCGUGCAGAAGCAUUUCGAGAUGGUAAAUGUUACUGAGAACGUGUCGGUGACCAUCUUGCAGCCUGUGACCAAAUAUUUUGAGGAUGUCCAGGUAUCGAUGUGUCCACAAAACAAUUUGACCAACAUCAGUGAUGACAAAGUCAUGACAAUCCAGACCCUAAACCGUCUCAGCCUUAAAUUUGUGAAGAAUGUAACCUCAGGAAAUUCGCUACAGCUUCGAAUUCCAGAAACCGCUGGCAUAAAGUUGCCGACCGAAGGCAUUGCAGAAAACGAGCAAGCUCUUGUAGCUUACUUGGAUUCUGCACAAAGAGAAGUGAUUUACAAGGCCGAUGUGUUGCAUUCCUUCCCAGACGUGGGUUCAUUCAGAGAAAGAGUGGUUGAAUUGAGUGGAACUAAGAUUUACAGAGAAUUGGAAGGUAUCUACUCAAGGCAAAGAUUCACAUGGAAUCUUAGCUCGGUUUACGUGAGCAACGACAGAAAGUCUUGUAUCGUCUCUUGUGGUCGCUACCUUUCUGUUUCCAAAGAUUGCAAUUUUGCGAUAGGAAUCAACUGCCAAGACGUUGUGCUGCGUAGCAAAAUGGACUCCGAGCCCAUCCUUUUUGCAAACAAUCAGUAUCAGGUUUCAAAACCUCCACGAAGAUCAGCCUUGCUUCGAUUCAGUGAUGAAGCAAAACCAGGCAUCGAAGGUGCUCGAUCACACGACCUGAUGAUUGCAGGAAACAAGUCAGAAUUGUUUUAUGCUAAGUGGGGAAGAUCUUGUUCAGACUCGUCAUUUAUUGUUCUGAUUGCGAAAGAAAAUACGUACAUUGCACCAGAGGAGGAUAUAGAAUUGUACGUUUCUGCGAUCCAGAACAUAUCACUCCCUUUGAAUGGAAUUACUGAGAAUUCAGGAAUUCAAAUCAUUCUUCGACUCACUACUUAUCCUAAAUUUGCGAUCACUGUGGUUCCAAAUUUUUUGCUCGUAUCACAGGCUUCGUCUCUGUCACUGGAUUUUAAUCCCAAAUCGCCUGGAAAUCCAACGACCAUGUACCUUUCUGUGAUUCUGACACAAGAUUUGCGACCCAACGAUAUUAUUUUGUUGCAACUACCUGGGUUUCAGAUUCAAAAUUCAUCAUUAGCGUUCACCUUCUUCUCGAAUCAGCAGGCAAACUUUGAAGCGAUGGUGGCAGACGGUGAAAGAGUUACUUUGACCAGCUUGCAGUCCUUUGCAAGUGGCGAAAGGAUUGAGUUUCCGACCUCACUAAAGCAAAUCUCGGACACUUUGAAUUUGUCAUCAAUGCCUUACAAGUUCGAAGAUCCAUUGAGAAAUCUGACACAGAACACUUUGACCUUGAAGAUCAAUGAGACUAUACAGAUUACAGAAGAGAUUUCAGUAUCAACACUAGUUCUUGCAGCAGCUGCCCAAGACAGAUUUCAAUAUUCAUUGAAUCUGUCAAUUAGCUCCAUAAAUGGUAAUAUCGAUGCUUAUGAGCUCUCCUUCUUAAAUCAAUCCGGGCUCUUACCUGCUAGACCUUUGAAAAUCGAGAUACUGGAUUCCCGCAUGGUAAUUGUACCUCCGAUGCAAGGAGGUGUAACACAAUCGGACAAUCUUCAAAUCAAUGUCUUGACCAAAACAUGGGGGUUGUCAUCAUGGACUGUUAUCCAAGAACUUCAAGCUGUAGAUUCUGUGCUUUCAAAUUCAGUGCUGUAUGUACUUCCACCACAUGUAGGUAAAGUCAGGGCUUUGCAGUUUUCAUUCAUGGUGAUGACACCAUACUUUUCACGGGGUGUUCUGAAUCUCACUGUCCCUGUUCUCAAUGCUUCAAUUCUGAAUCAGACCAAGAAUAAGUUUAUUGCAUUCAGCGAUCCACCUGGAAUUGUUAAUCCAACCGCAAGAUGGCAUGAUGACAAGCAGACAAUCGAGAUCGUCUUUUUACAGGGAAUCUCGUACAACUCCGCUGUCCGAAUUGACCUGAUCCCAGAAUUUGAAUGUACGACGAUCGAGGAAGGGCUUACCUCUGUCAAUAGAAAAUAUGUGACAUUCCAAAAGGGCGAUGUGAUCACCAAGAUCCGUCAUUCAAAUGCUUUUGGAUUCCUUCUGAACCUUGCCAUGAAAUUUGUGAGCGAUCCAAGCUUUUCAAAGAUCAAGGUAACUUUUCAGCCGGUCAUGAACAUCAUGGCAAAUGAAAGCAUAUCAAUUGGUCUUCCUGCAUUCAAGUUUUCAGUGCAAGAUAUAAGCGUUACAGUUCAAAAUGGACAUCAGGCAAAUUUUUCGUGGGACCAAACCGUGGAAACAUUUGUCGUAAUAAAUCCUAUUGAUUUGAUUGCAUUUACGAUCUGUACGGUAGAAAUCUCUGGCACUGGAGUUCUUUUUCCUCCAUUUGCUAUUGUUGCAGAUGACGAUUCUUUCUUUGCUUCAUCAGAUGCAAAGGAUGGUCCAGUAUCCCAACAGCCAUUUCACCAUGUGGAACAAGUUGGAGUUUUCAUCAGGAGGCCGAAAGUCACAUUUGAUCCUCCUUUGGUUGGCAUGAAUGCGAGAAUGAAGCUGGAUGACAUGCUCCUCAACAUCUCUUUGAAGUCCAAUGAUAUAAUCACGGUUGUCCUUCCAGGCAUUUUUGCUAAGGAUUUUGAUAAGGAGAUUGUGCAAUUCAAUGAGUUGAACUUUUCAAUGUCUUGGUCACAAGAUUGCCCACAGAACACGCUCCGAAUUGUGACCUUACAAGAAAUCUCAGAAGGGACAAACAUCGCUGUAGUCUUUCCACAAACGAACAACACCAAAUUUUUUGUUGCACAAAGAGUCAUACAUGAAAGGAUGAAAGUGCAUGUGAACACUAUCAGCAGUGCAUCUUGGACGUAUAGCAACGAUGUGAUGAUUGCUGCAAAGGCUGUAGUGCCGACAUUAUGGGGUUCUCUGAAAUUUGACCCUGCCGUAGCUGGUGAAAAGACGACCGUAAAUGUGCGAGUCAACCUUCUUUCCUCUCUCGAGCUGUUUGACUUGGUCAGCAUCUCUCUCCCUGGCUUUUCCCUUGGUGCACCUUUCGAGUUGAGUGGGUCGAAUUGGAGUGCCGUACAGUACCGCGACGGAAAUUCCUUGAACAUAGCUGCACUCGUCGACAACAUCGGGGAAGGGCUUGCUACUGGCAUUUUAGACUUGCUGGUUCCUAAAACAGGCGAGCUGAUAAUUCCUGGUGUUGGCAUUCCAAAAGGAACUGAAGCCUCUCUGACUAUAAAGAGAUUCGGUAUAACUAUGCAGGAAACGUACAUAUCAAUGAAUCCUAUAGGCUCAUUCAGCAACACUUGUCAUUUGAGCUUUUUCCCAAAGGAAUGUGACAACUUUGUCGGGAUCGAGCUCCAAUGCGUCCCUGAAAUGAACCUACGUAAAGGAGAUCAACUUCUAUUAGCUCUUCCUGGAUUUUCAGUGUCACAAACCAACAGUUCAAGUUCAUUCACUUGGAAUGCAUCAUCAUCAGUAAUUGUCAUUUAUUUGGAUCAAGAUGUAAAUGCGCACAAUCUCAUGUCCAUUACUUUGCCGCAAUCCUCGGGUAUUCGUUUACCGCCCUCUUGUGUGGUCACAAACCAAUCUGAUAUCAAGAUUUCUGUCCAUUCUGUGAAUUCUUUGAUUUUGUUCACCACUAUUCCCAAUGUUGAAGGCGUUGGUAUGCUAAACAACACAAGAAUGCUUUUCAAUUAUUUACAUUUGAAUGAGCCGACCGAUAUCACUUUGUCGUUUGAUACUUCAAACAGACUGGUAAACGGCGAUUCAAUCCAACUGGUGUUAGAGAACUUCAGGCUGUCGAGUCAGCCUGGAAAGAUAGUGUACACAUCUGAACCUGAUGUGAUUGGCGAUAUAUUUGCUGUCAGCUAUGACCCUCUCACCCUGAAACUCCAGCUUUCAAGCGAUUUACACGCGGGUGAGAACCUCACUAUCGUCAUUCGGAGACAGUCCAUGAUAGUCCUUCCCCGGCAUGGAAUCCUGAGUGAGAAUGGUAUCAAGAUCAAAUUGGAUGCCCGAUAUGGUUCUGCCGAUUCGCGAACAAUCCAGACCGUGCAGAAAGUUGGGUUCUUAAACCACACUACGAUUUCAUUCUACCCAGCAAAAGCCUCUACUAACAGUGAUGUCUUGAUCGAAUUCACUCCUUUCAUGGCUUUGUUCCCCAGCGAUAUGAUUGUAAUGGAACUUCCAGAUUUUGUAGGAGACGAAAGUCUGAUUUCUUUGACUACUCAUGGGCUUGUCUCAGGCUUUCAGUGGUUGCAACUUUCGCAGACCUUGUCGUUCACAGUUUCGAGCGAGGUGGCACCUUUUACCCGAAUUUCAGUGAAUAUUUCCAAAGGUUUUGUUCUGCCUGCAAGAGGAGUGCGACUGAAAGAGAAGGUGACGAUCAAAUGCUAUGCGAGAACAGGCAACACAGCUGCAGAACGACUUGACGUCAUUCAGGCUGUCGGAGCAGCCAAGUCUACAAGUUUGGCAUUUUCACAAAUAGUUGAGGGGGUUUCAACGUCAAUCUACGUCACUAUCACCACCUUCAUGAAAGUAACACCGGGCGACAGAAUCAAACUUACCCUUCCGAACUUGCAUUUGUCCGAUGGUAAUGCUCAAGCAGCCAUCUAUUCAAGAGUUUUGAUUCAAGGAGAGCUAGUUGAUAGAGUUGUCAGCAAAAACAAGACAGUGAUCAAAUACGUCAAUCGUUCGUUACCUUCAGACAACAGGUGUGUUGUUGUACCAACAGAAGUGAACAGCAGCGAAACAGUCUAUCUUACAGAGCAAUUUCAAACUAGCGACAGAAUUGAAGAAUAUACGACCUACUUGCAGAACUUGUCCGUUGUGAAUGACGUAUUGACGCUGAUCUUCCCAUUUGCAUAUGCUCCAAAUACAAGCUUUGAGAUCAACAUUACUGGUUUCCUGUUUCCUGGCGGCAAAACAUAUGACCGGAACGCGUUUGCGUAUGAGAUGCAAUGCAAAGAGGGACCAAUUCCAUCUACAACGUUCGAAUCUGUCCCAUACGUAGGUUAUUUUACGAAGGCUAACAUGACUUUCUACAACGGAAUAGCAGGAAAAAUCAGUAAUGCUGCGCUACAACUUCAAGCAAGCAUGACUCUGAGGAAGUCAGAAACCCUUUUGAUUUACCUCCCUGGAUUUGCAGGUGAUUCAAGGGCAGAUGUCGACGUUUUGCUUGCUUCUUCUUUCAAGGUCAGACUGCUCGGAUGGAACAAUCAAACUGAGACGCUCUCUCUCACAAUGGCCGACGACGUGCUUGCUCUUGAAUCCUUUGCUUUGGACAUCAUGUCAAUAUUGCGGUUGCCGAUCGAAGGAAUUCGCGUCGGCGAAACUCGAUUUAAAAUCUCAACAGAUGCAUUAGCAGGAGCAGUGUCGUUACAAACGGUAACAUUGCAGGCAGUCGGAUCCCUGAAUAACAGCGAAGUGAUGGUCAUUGAUCCCCCGAUAUCUUCCACGUAUGUUAGCGUCAACGUCUCCUUCACAGCCUUGAUGAAAAUCUCUAAGGAUUCCAAAAUGACGAUCCGAUUGGAUCAGUUCAAGUUGGAUGCUGCUAAGUCUGUUAACUUACCAUUCUAUGGAACUUUGUUCGAUACCGUGCAAUGGGAUAGACAAAGCUCAUCGUUGUCUACAGUCUUUAAGAAUGUCGUUGAGAUCAGGUCAAAAGUCUUUCUAAGCAUUCCACUGAUGGCAGGCAUUUUCAGUCCGAUUGCAGGACUCACAGAGAAUAAGGGAAUACAGAUGUCCAUUGAAGCCAACCCCUAUGGAAACUUGCUUCCAACCUCAUUCGGGACAUUCAAUCGUUUCGGAUCGUUUUAUUCAUCUCCAGCCUUGAAGUUUUGGCCUGCCACACCUGGAAAUGCAGUCUACUUAGAAAUAUUCUUUGUUGCGUCCAUGGACAUCGUUGCCGAUGAGCUUGUACUGAUUCGAUUGCCUGAAUUCACUGGAGGCUAUCAUUCUGAAAGUGACAUCUCGGAUGAGUGGCAGGUGAUGUGGACCGGCACCCAAGAUUUAAUCAGAAAUGGCCGAGGAAUACCUAGUUUUACUGUGGCUCUCGUUGCAAAGAGUUUCAUUACCAAAGAUAGAACUGUAAGUCUUGUCAUUCCUCAGAGUUUUGGAAUCAGACUGCCAAAGUAUGGUGUUUCAUCUGACUAUUCACAAUUCUUCAUCUCUUCAGAUGCUGUUGCUGGCCCCAUCCUACCGUUUCGAAUCACCAACUUCACACCCAUAGGAUCAUUCCUGUCAGGCCCUCACCUGGAAUUCAGCUCUCCUUGCCGAGCUGGAGAAUCUUGUGAGCUGCACAUCUCAUUUCAAACUACCAUGAACUUCACUGAAUGGGAUGUCAUCCAAUUUGUGCUCGCUGAUUUGAAGUCUGAUGUUGGCGAUGGUAAUGUAACUGAACAUUGUGAUGUGAUUGUUCAGAACGUGUCCAAGAGAGAUCAUGUCGACAUUGAGUGGAAAUCUCUCAACUCCACAAUUCUGAUCGUGUUUAAAGCAUCAAUACCAUCACGGAGUAAGAUUGAAUUCGUAAUUUUCAAGUCUAUGCAUCUCAAUUUACCAUUGCAAGGCGUGCGUAGGAAUGACGUGACAUACUUGGUCACAACAAAUGCUAGCCUUGGCCCAAUCUCACUCAUCCCUUUUGCGAGUGUGAAUCCGAUAGGUUCUUUCAUGCUUUCAACGAAAAUGAAGUUCUAUCCGCCUGUUCGGCCUGGAUUUCCGGCUGAAAUGGAGUUGAAUCUGGAAAACUUUAUGAGCUUUCAGGCUGGAGAUUCUUUGUUCUUGCAUCUACAAGGAUUCUUUCAGCAGGUAUCAGGUUACAACAUUGAGGUCACGAGCAACCCAACAAAUCUUCUGGCUAGCGUUAAAUGGAUAGCGGAUGCAGAGCUUUUACAACUCAUAUUCCAGCAGGCUGUAUCAAGAAACACAAAGCUUUCGUUCGUCGUUGCUCGCGAUUCUGGUCUAUGUAUACCGUAUGUUGGUGUGAGGAGCAAUGACACAAAGGUAGAAAUCAGCUCGGACGCAUUCGAUGGUCCUGUCAGUCCCACACAUCUGAUAUCUGUUGAGCCUGUCGGUUCAUUCACCAACACUUCCAUGAUUCAUUUUGAUCCUGCGGUUGUUGAUCAGGUGUCGAAUAUCUCAGUUAGUUUCCAGGCUCAAAUGGAAUUGAUCCCAGGCGAUCAAAUUGUUAUUACUCUGAACGGAUUCAAUCUCUCCCGUGCUCAAAAUCGUACUUAUCUUAAUGACAAGUUUAAGAUAAUCAUUUCAAACCAGAAGGUUGCUGCUGAAGUUCUUGAAAGCAUUCAAGCUCUCACGGAAGUGAACUUUGUUUUGAGCUCAGAGCUUGAAAUCAGGUUGCCUAUCGUUGGAGUAGAGAGAGAACGCUGUUGCAUGGCAGAUAUGCUCUGCUGCAUCUUGAUUGGAACAGACGCUAGAUACGGCCCAAUGUCUGACUUGCCUGUGUAUUAUCAGCAGCCCGUCGGUUCAUUCAAAGACAGCACCGAAGUAGAAUUCUUCCCACCUAUAAUAGGCAAGUUGGACAGUAUCGCGAUCCGCUUCACGACAAUCAUGGCAAUCUAUACAACAGAGACCAUCACAAUCUCGUUGCCGAGUGUGACAUGUUUAGAUGUCACCUGUAUCUCAGGAGUCGAGAAAACCAGCCAGGCCACUUUUUCAUGGAGUAAUGAUACAUCCGUGUUGACCUUGACCUUGUCGAAAGACAUACCAGAGAAUAGAAAGACCAACAUGAAUCUCCCUGCCAAUUUUGUAUUGCUGCAGACUGGAAAUAAGUGCGAUAACUCAGAGAUUCGAAUCUCCACACAAGCUCGAAAAGGCCAAGUUCUUCAUGAGAGGGUCAAGUCUCCGGGAAUCUUGACAUCGGGUGAACUGCAAAGCACAGCUCUUAGGUAUGGAAAGGCUGAAGCUGGCACCAAUACUGCACUCUACCUGCAGUUUGUUAGCACAGUAACCAUCUACCCAGGCACGAACCUCACCCUCCGACUGCCUCGCUUCUUUUUGACGAAUUCGUCCCAAUACUCCAGCGAUUGGAAAAUACUAGAAGAGGCUAACAGCAACGGAGUCGUGGUGUAUUUGAACGCGCAGAGAAUCAUCUCGGCGUGUGAGUUGGUGGAGGUAACUAUUCCUGAAGGGGUUGGGAUUGUCCUUCCCAUCUAUGGACUCAUAAAGAACUUUCCUGGCCUGACCGUCUCAUCUGAUGCUGUUUCUGGCGCUGCUCUCGAGACUUCCAUAGAAGACUCGCCAGCUUUUGGAGCCUUCUUUGAGGUGCCGACACUUCGAUUUGAGAACAACAGCUCUCCCGUCCGAGCUGGAUCAAUUGCUAACAUUUUCUUGACGUUCAAUCUUGUCGCCACUGUCCCAAUGGGUACAAAGAUUAUCUUGACACUGCCAGACUUUGGUGGAAACGAAUCUAGAGGAAAGACUAGCACUCCUGGAUUGUAUGCCUCUUUGAAUUGGACAAGACCCCAAUUGACAAUUACUCCUAUGGAAGACGUUUUGAACAACACUAGGGUUGAAAUCAUAAUACCACGAAGCAUGGGGAUCUCGCUCCCCGUGAAUGGAGUCCGUAGGAAUGAUGCAAGGUUUGCAAUGUCGAUACUCUCGGAACAAGCUCCGAUCGAUCAUGUGCAGCUGUCAAUCGGUCAGCCUGUGGGAUCAUUCAGAACAAACAACUUGCAACCAAGUUUGUCCUUCAACCCACCGAUAGCUGGAAGAUUGAGCACCAUUACCGUGUCCUUGUUCCCACAGAUGGAGAUGCGUUCAGAAGACAAAAUCACCAUUUUAUUUCCAAUGUUUGGUUACGGUAACCAGGUACAAUUGAGGGUCUCCUCAACGCCAGAAAAUGUUAUUGGCAAAUUCAAUACUUCUACUGCGAUGAUCAAUGGAGAGCAAACGAUUCUACUGGACCUCACAACCUCUAGGACGAUUGCUGCUGAGAGCAAACUCAUCUUGUAUGUUGAGGGAUUGACGAUACCCGACCGAGGAGUCAGAAAAUAUGAUGUUACAAUCCAGAUCGAAACGGAUUCGAAUCAGGGCCCGAUCCCUCCAACUCCAUUUCCAGUCGUCCAACCAGUCGGCGCAUUCAGAACCAAGCAAAUGCUUCUGACUUCAUUCCAAGUUGGAAAACCGACAAGCGUGAUCCUCAUCCUGUCGCCCUGGAUGGAAAUUCAAUUCGGAGAAACAGUCUCGAUUCGCAUGCCGGGCUUCUCCUGCAUUGGCCAAGGACAGAUCGAUCUAACCAUAAUAUCGGAGCGACCGGGAAUGAGGGGGCCGUAUGUGAUAUCUGCGUGGACCUCGUCGAUGAGCACGCUGUCAAUUACAUUCAAGGAACCGAUCAAUGCCAUGGAUGACAUGGUCUUCAGGAUUUCAGGCUCUAAUUGUCUCAUUAUCCCUGAAUUCGGUGUGCCGAGCUUGAGCGGACGUGCUAACCUGUCAAAGAAGUACGAUGUCAGCAUGCCAACCAACAUCUCUGACCUCAUGACAAUCAGUACCGAGGCGAGCUUCGGACCCGUGCUUCCAACGAUCCUACAGGACGUUCUGUCUCCCGUUGGCUUCUUCAAGAUGACAAGAAUUCUGUUCAACGAAGGACUUCCUAUCAGGGCGGGACAACCUUCCUCGAUCGCGUUCGAGUACAUUCCUGGAAUGUGGUUGUUCCCAACUGACAACUUGCGUGCGAACAUCAGUGCUACUUGGAGCAGCAACGAUUUCACUCUGACGAUGAGAGUGCCGGGCAUAGUCGAGGCUGGGACGACAGUCAGAAUCUCUAUGCCGCUCAGUGUUGGAGGUGUCAAUCCGGACGUUGGAAUCAGACUCAAUGACCCUAACUUUCAGAUUUCUGCGAAUGCUGUUGACGGGAAGGUCUCAUCUUUUGUUGUCGGCAGUGUGCAACCUGUGGGUUCAUUCUUAAACACUGCAAGACUAGGCUACUUGUAUGAGAGUGUCAACCAAGGCAAAGCAAACGCGGUCAACGCUUUACUCUUGUCUUUCACGCCAUACAUGAACAUCCUCAAGAGCGAGAAUGUGUUCUUGCAGCUGCCUGGCUUUUACGCUGCGGAUGUAGAUAACUUUCCAUUGCAGUCUCACAAUCUUGACACAGGACGAUUGUUUGCGUCCUGGAUGCAAGUAACCCAAACGCUCACCAUCUCCUUUCAUCAGGAUGUGCCGGCAAACUUCACAGUUAUCAUCUUGAUCCCUACGAACAUGGAAAUCCGUCUGCCACCUGCGGGAUUGACCUUGAACCAGAAGUCGCUGAUGAUUGGGUCCAAUGCAAGACUCGGCCCCGUCCCCUUGACUUCAAUCCCCAGCUCAGCUGCUGUAGGAAGUUUUGCUUACUCAAAGAUUUCCAUCACGCUUGAUUGCAAUCAGAACUUGUUGGCCGAUAUCAAUGUAAGUUUUGCCAUGAGAAAUGAGAUCCGAAAGUACGAGCUGGUCACCAUCAGAUUGCCACAUUUCUCAUGGGAUAAAAAUUCCUCCUUUGUGCCUGUCGCGAACGGUGGACUUGGACCCAUUGCAACAGUACAAAUUUCACAGACAAGUGAUAAUGUUGACAUUGUGCUUGCUUUCACGGCGAACAUACAAAGCGACGUUCAUUUGUUGCUUCCAAAACAAGCUGGAAUUUCGAUUCCGAUCGGAGGAGUCGAUAAGAAUGAUCAGAGUCUGACAAUCUCAUCCAAUGCAGCGUCGGGACCUGUUCUUCCAACUUCAUUCCAAGAAGUCACGCCAGUGGCCGCUCAGAUCAAUGCGAUCGUAAGUUGGAAGCGAAGCUGCCCCGGAGACGAUCUGAUUAUGAACUUGACUUUGAGUGUCGGUUAUGGACUCAUUGCUGGUGAUGUCAUCAUCUUGAAGUUGGGCACGAAGUCAGACUCACCGAAUGUGCUAGAAGAGCAAUUCGAAUCGAGAGAUCUGCAGUCCAUCCUCUGGGAGGGAUCAACAGGAACUCUUCGACUCACCGUUGGCAAAACCAUUUCCAAAUCGUCUUGGAUAAGUACAGGCUCUCUGCCGUUCCUCCUCAAACCCUCCGACUUGGGCAAUGCCACCAACGGGACUCUCAGCCUGUCAAUCGCCUCAGCAGAGGGAUCAGUCUGCCCCAUCGAGGGACGGGCUUGGCAGAUACCAGCGGAGUGUCCUAAAGUAUCAGCAGCUCAGAUGGUCCCCUCGGUGUCGUUCACGUUGGAUACGCCGGUAGCCGGCCUGACGUCAAACUUCUCCGUCCGGUUUCAGUUAGCUUUCAAUCUUAGCGCGGGCUCGAAGAUCAUGCUGAACUUGAAGUCGCCGUCUCUUAGCGACCAACGGCAGCCGUACACGCCAACAUGCACGAGUGAACAACUUCCGUGUGUGUUGAGCCCCAUAACAUUUGUAAGUUCCACCGAGUUGUACUUCAUGAACAGCCUACAAUUAGAACCCGAGGUCGACUAUCUGAUUCACUUCCAACAGUCUCCAGUUCUCAUCCCUGCGGAGGGAUUGUAUACCAACUCGACUUCGGUUUCCAUCAGGUUCGAGGGCAACGAGUUCUCGUACCAGGUGGACAUCAAGCCCAUCUCGCCCAUCGGAAGAUUCUUGUCUAGCAACCUCUCAACGAGCCCAAGAAUUCCAAGCUCGAAUGCAGCCAUCAUGCUUUCCUUCAUUUAUGAUCGAAGCUUGCAGAAAGGGGAUGCUGUUGAAUUCUUACUGCCAGGUUUUGUUGGGAAGACUCAAACAAUUCAGAAUGGCCAAUCAGCCAUCGUUGACAGCUACUGGAGCGAUGAGACGAAGGUGCUGUCUGCCGUGUUCAAACAAGGUUGGUCAGCAAAGGCUGUCUUCACCCUCGAAGUCCUCGCUGCCAACGGACUCAUCACCCCGGCGCAGGGCUUGCCUCAGAAUGAUAAGAACCUUCUAGUGAGUACCAAUGCGUCGGAGGGGCCAGUGAGAUGGACUCCAAUCCUCCAUGCCGAAGCGAUCUUGGCCUACAAGUGUCAGCGUGUUGCUCUUCAAGUUCCUGGCGGAUACUGCCAGGGCGACUACUCGCUGCGAGUUUGUGCGACAAACACCCUGCAGGCGCAAGCGUACGCGAACAUGGUGAUAAGCGAACAGCUCUCGACGACAACUGCAGCUUCUUGCAAUCGGACUGGUCAGUCACUUUGUGCAACCUUUCCUGGAGGUAAAUUCACUGGAGUGAGCAAGGACGCUUGUUGCCAGAUACUGGGCGUUGAGAUGUUCUCUACAUGUGAGACGGACAGUAACUGCAGAAUAGACACUUCUUAUGGAACUUUGCAGAACCUGCAGAUCCCCAAGACUUCUUCUACCUGCUGCAACUACUGCAACGACGUAUUGGCUGGAACGUCGAGCCACAGGCUGUGCGUUGCCGAUCAAGCGUACGUGGCAGAGAGCUGCAGCUCCUCGCUUCCAAGAAUCACUCCGUUCCAACAAAGCGCCACCUGCUCCACCUCAGCUUGCUCAGGAUACUCGCUGGGCUUUGUUGAGAGCGUGAUUGACCCGACGGCGGGCGGGCAGGUAUUGACGGCAGACAACAUCGGUAUGUCUGUGCCCCCCAAUGUCUGGCCUCCAGAUGCUGGCCCAGCGUCCGUCACUCUGAUCACUGAAACUUCCCCUGCUUCCCCGGGACAAAUCGCCGCUGGUCCGGCCGUCUUCUUCGGGCCGACGGGCCUCAAGUUCCCGGAGCCCGGGGUGAACUUGUCGCUGCCGAUCAACCUCCAGUCGCUUCCUGCGGGAACCUCGCUCGCUAACCUGAGAGUCUUCAAGUUGGUGAACGGAACCUGGACGUUGCAUCCCUUCGGACUGGCCGGGAGCCUCGAGACUGGGGUGCUCUCAGUGAAAACUCUCAGUUUCUCUCAGUACCAGAUCCAAGUGGUGCAGGCGGUAGUCGGACCGCAGACCACCGAGAGCGCGACGCAGACAACAAGUGGACAGGAGUCCAGCACAACGCCAAGUGUGCAGGUGACCAACGGUGUCGUGUUCACCACCCCCGUUCAACCAGCCGCCAAGAGCUCGUUCUUCACUGUGUUGAACAUUUCGCUGCUCGUCGGCAUCAUCGGCGGAGUUCUCCUGGUCUUGGUCUGCUGCCUUGCAAGGCGUGUGUGGCUCAAGUCGAGAUCUUUGAAGAGAGCAGGACUCCAUGAGACCCUGCUGGACUCGCACAGCACCACCAGCUCCGAAGGCUCGACCCCACCAGCCAAGCCGACAGAGCAGGUGGAGAAAGAGAAGGAGCCGGCCAAGGUUUCGAAAGAAACCAAGAAGCCAGAAGUGCCUGUGGAGGUGAAGAAGCAGGACAUGUCGUUCUUGAGACCAGCAUUGCAAGAGAUACAGUCCACGGUGCAGGUCCAGUCUUCGCUCGUGAUGGGUGAUGGCACAAUUCCACCCUCCAUCUCGGACUCUCUGGACAUUGAAGAAAGGUUGAACCAGAAGUUUUCGUUGUAUCCAGACAUCAAUGCCCGGAUACAAGCAGAGGCUGACUUGGUCAUCAUAGACGACAGUCCGCCUCCUUCCCCCGUUGCCAGCGUGACCAAGAAACGCCCGACAUUGAACGAAGAGACUUUGAUGUCGCAAGACGACAUAAUGGGCGAGGCAAAGAAGCGCCCGACUCUCAACGAAGAUACUUUAACUUCACAAGAUCAGAUCAUGUGA